Molecule: messenger RNA, 3721 nt
Organism: Conger conger (European conger)
Lineage: Eukaryota; Metazoa; Chordata; Actinopteri; Anguilliformes; Congridae
Product: plastin-3-like
Exons: 16
Coding region: 153-2030 (625 amino acids)
Biological process (GO): actin filament network formation; actin filament bundle assembly
Cellular component (GO): actin filament bundle; actin filament; cytoplasm
Molecular function (GO): actin filament binding; calcium ion binding
Source: RefSeq, a predicted model, not a curated record
UUUUGUCUUGGACUGUGUUCGGCUGGUCUUGGUCUGUCACACUGAGGAAUUUACAGGGUGUGAUACUGAGAGCAGAUUGGUAUCAACGCAUUUUCAAAGGGGAACAAAAAAAACCACUCUUUGACCCUUCGCCGCAGGUUGUCUCCAGGGAGAUGGUGACCAAGAUUUCGAAAGAGGAAGUUGAGGAGCUGCGGGAGGCCUUCGGGAGAGUGGAUCUGGACGGCAACGGCUUCAUCUGCAACGAUGAGCUGCAUGAUCUGUUUAAAGAGACCAACGUCUCCCUGCCAGGUUAUAAGGUCAGAGAAAUCAUUCAAAAGCUGAUGCAGGAGGGAGACCGCAACAAUGACAACAAGAUAAGCUUCGAUGAAUUUGUCUUGAUCUUCCAGGAUCUGAAGAGCAGUGAAAUUGCCAAGUCCUUCAGGAAGGCGAUCAACAAAAAGGAGGGCAUCCUAGCCUUCGGCGGCACCUCAGAGCUGUCCAGCGAGGGCACGCAACACUCCUUCUCAGAGGAGGAGCGGUUUGCUUUUGUGAACUGGAUCAACACAGCCCUGGAGAAAGAUCCGGACUGUAAGCACGUCCUGCCGAUGGACCCAACCACAGACGCGCUGUUCACGACUUUGGGGGAUGGCAUCGUUCUCUGUAAAAUGGUCAACCUGUCAGUGCCCGACACGAUUGAUGAGAGAACAAUAAACAAGAAGAAGCUGACACCAUUCACAAAACAGGAGAACCUGAACCUGGCCCUGAACUCGGCCUCCGCCAUCGGCUGCCACGUGGUGAACAUCGGGGCGCAGGACCUGCGCGACGGGAGGCCCCACCUGGUCCUGGGUCUGCUGUGGCAGAUCAUCAAGAUCGGCCUGUUCGCCGACAUCGAGCUGAGCAGGAACGAGGCAUUGGCAGCCCUCUUGAGAGAGGGUGAGACUUUGGAGGACCUGAUGAAACUCUCCCCUGAAGAACUUCUGCUGCGCUGGGUCAACUUCCACCUGGAGAAUGCAGGCUGGAACAAGAUCAACAACUUCAGCUCUGACAUCAAGGACUCCAAGGCCUAUUUCCACCUGCUGAACCAGAUCUCCCCCAAAGGGACCGAAGAGGAUGAGCCGCGGAUUGACAUCAACAUGGCCGGCUUCAGUGAGAAGGACGACCUGAAGAGAGCGGAGAGUAUGCUGCAGCAGGCGGACAGGCUAGGCUGUCGGCAGUUUGUCACCCCCACCGACGUCGUCAGCGGCAACCCCAAGCUUAACCUGGCCUUUGUGGCGAACCUCUUCAACAAGUACCCUGCCCUAACAAAGCCAGAAAAUGAGGACAUUGACUGGGGCCUGCUGGAAGAUGAGACUCGUGAGGAGAGAACCUUCCGGAACUGGAUGAACUCCCUGGGAGUUAACCCGCACGUCAACCACCUGUAUAGUGACAUACAGGAUGCACUGGUCAUCUUGCAGCUGUAUGAGAAAACCAGGGUCCCAGUUGACUGGAACAAGGUCAACAAACCACCCUAUACCAAAAUUGGAUCUAACAUGAAGAAGCUAGAGAACUGCAGCUAUGCCGUGGACCUGGGGAAGGAGGCCAAAUUCUCGCUUGUGGGCAUCGGAGGACUGGACCUGUACGACGGCAAUUCCACCCUCACCCUCGCCCUGGUGUGGCAGCUGAUGAGGAGAUACACACUGAAAGUUCUGGAAGAUCUGGGAGAUGGACAGAAAGUUAAUGAUGCCAUCAUUGUCAGAUGGGUCAAUGAGACCCUGUCAGAGGCUGGCAAGCAAACAAAGAUAACAAGCUUCAAGGACAAAGAGAUCAGCUCCAGCUUGCCUGUGUUGGACUUGAUUGAUGCCAUCCAACCAGGCAGUGUCGGCUAUGAACUGGUAAAGACAGGCAGCCUCUCUGAGGACGACAAGCUAGAGAACGCCAAGUACGCUGUGUCCAUGGCCAGAAAGAUUGGCGCCCGUGUCUACGCCCUCCCAGAUGACCUGGUUGAAGUCAAACCUAAGAUGGUGAUGACUGUGUUCGCCUGCCUGAUGGGCAGAGGCAUGAAGAGGGUGUAACCAAUGCACGCUCCCCUGCCAGUUAGCCAAAUGUCUUGCCCAAAAGCCAUUUGCUGGAAAAAAGGCUUCUGGUCAAAGGAAUGAAUGCUGAUAUGUUCUGAAAGACUUUGAAGACCCUGCGCAGUCAAAAAUAACAGGAGAAAAGAAAAACGGGAUCUUGUAUUUCACUUUUUUAAGACUUUAAUAUAAAAGGUAGCUUUGAAUUUCUACACCUCAACUUCCUAUUUGAACUGUGAUGUCAUUCUGUCCUCAUUUGUCUUAUUCUAAAGGAUGGUAUUUUCUUUGGUUACACAAACUCCUUUCCUUCUACCAGAGAACCAAUCAGAGUGUUGGACACUCCCAUCUACAGAAGCCUCCAGAAUUAUCUGCACCCCUGACUAGCAAUGCAGAAAAUUCAUAUAGAAUUAUUGAGAUGAACCCAGAAUGCCAACAUCUGAAAAAUACUGUACUUUAUUUAUGUUUCGAUGUAACCAACCAAAAUCAAACAUUCAUUUUAUAAAAAUAUAUUUCACCAAAAUCAAGGUUUCAUAAUUAUUGGUAUCCCUGGUUUAGUACUUGUUGCAUCCGCCUCUGGCAAUGAUACAUUUCCAGCUAGACAAUGACCCCAAACAUACAUCAAAAUCCACACAGAAAUGGUUAAGUAGAAACAGCAAGAGGGCAGUCACAGCGCAAACCCAAGGAUAUGAAUGAUCUUGAACAGUUCUGCAUGGAGAAAUGGUCAAAGGUCCCUCCAAAUGUGUUAUCUAACCUCUUCACAAAAUUUGCAUGAAGUAUUAAAUCAGGGGUGCCUGAUAAUUGUGAAAUCUGCUUUGGGGGAUUUUUUUUUUUCUUUUCAAACUUUAGUUGACUCCAUCGAAUUAUCAAUGAAGCACAUCACUUUACACACAUUGGAAAAUAACAUUUAUUUCAAUAAUGGUAUUAUUUUUCAGUUUACAGUAUUUUUGUGCAUAUUCAUCAAGGGUGCCAAUAAUUUUGGAGUCCAGUGUACCUGGCUGAUAUUAAUAAUGAAUAGCAUGAGUGUGGUCACACCAUUUUCUCUCAAAAAAUCAGGACACAUUUAGCUUUUUUUAAUGUUAAUACAUAAAUUAUGUUUUUUUAAUUUAUCUGAGGCUGAGUGUCAUGAAUCCUGAGACAUGGCAAUAAAACAUUUAUUAAUUUAGGACUCUUCAGUACAAACAGUACCGCAAAAGACAGCAGCAGUUGUUACAGCUUAUGUUACAUUAUUUAGCUAAUUUCUGCACAAAACACAAGGUAGCAGAAAUUGUGUUUUGUGGAGAACGGUUGGGUUACACCAUCAGGUUUCUCCUGCCCUAUGUCCGAUGGAUUAUCACAUGUAAAUGCAUUCAUAUUUCAUAAAACAAACCUGACGCGUGCAUAUUGUAUUUGCAUAUACAAGAUAUGAAGAUAUGGUGUCAAAGACUUGUGUAGUUGGAUGCAAGGCACUUUUCACAAAGCUGUUUUUAUUAACUGGACAUAUAUUUAGCAGCUUUUAAAAGGAAUGGAAGGCUCACCGGUUUUAUACAGUAUAUAAUAUAUAUAUAUAUAGCUGAAGCAGGACAAAAUAAAGCAAUUUCAGGUAGAACCUUUAAAACAUUCCAUACUUGUGAAUGCAUUUUAGUCUGUCUUCUGCGAAUGUUUACUCUGAGGUGCUUUUUACAUAAAGGAAACAAUAAAAGAAAAUUAACAAUGAA